UCCUGGUUAGUAUCUCCUCACUGGUAAAUAUGACAGCAAAAGAGUUUCAAGAUCGGUUCAAGUGUUCCGUGUGUCUGGAUAUCCUCAAAGAGCCGGUCUCAAUCCCAUGUGGACACAACUACUGCAAGCGAUGUAUUGAAGAUUACUGGGAUACGGCUGAGGUGUCCUGCUGCCCUCAGUGUAGACAGGCCUUUUUUCCACGACCUGUUCUUCAAAAAAACACCCUGCUUGCUGAAAUUAUACUGAAAUCUAUGCAGGAGGACCCCGGUGUGGUUGCCAGUUAUGCAGAACUGGACGAUGUGUCCUGUGAUGUCUGUACUGAGAGCAAAUACCGAGCCGUUCACUCCUGCCUGACCUGCCUGGCUUCCUAUUGUGAGACUCACAUUCAGCCUCACAAGGAGUCUACAGCUCUGAAGGAACACAAACUGGAGAAGCCGAGCAGAAACCUGAGACAGAAACUCUGCUCUGAACACCAGGCAGUGGUGCAGCUCUUCUGCCGAACCGAUCAGAAGUGCGUCUGCCUACUGUGUGUAGCCGUUAAACACAAGAAUCAUGACCUGGUGGAGAUGGAGAUGGAGAAAGAGGAGAAACAGAGACAGCUGGUGGCAGUACGAAGAAGAAUGACACAGAGAAUUUUGGAGAAAACUGAGAAAGUGGUGGAAAUGAAAGAAAACGUAAAGCACCUGAAGAUCUGUGCAGAUACAGAAGUUUGGAGUUGUGAGGAAACCAUUGAGAAGCUGAGGUCAAAAAUCACUGACGUGAUUAGAGAUCAUGAACAGAGGGGGGUGAAUAAUGCUAAAGACCAAAUAAGAAGACUGGAGAAGGAGAUUGAAGACCUGAAGAGGGGUGAGGCUCAGCUGGCAGAGCUCUCAACAGUACAUGACCACAUCCACUUUCUCCAGAGGUUUCCAGCACUCCAUACCUAUUCUCAAGGUGAAGAUGCACCCACCAUCCCUGUCAAUAGGAAUUUGCUUCCCGAAGCUCUAAGAAUGGACCUGUCAAAUCUGAAGAAGCGUCUGAAGGAGAUCUAUGGGUGGAUGCUAAUGAAAACCACACACUCUGGAGCUGAAGCUCUGAAUGAUGAAAAGAUAAACACUAACUGCAGAAAAGACCUUUUAAAAUACUUUUGGGACCUUACAUUGGACCCUAAAACAGCGCAUAAGAACCUCUGUCUCUCAGAAGGGAACAAGAAAGUGACUCAGUGCACAGAUUCCCCAGAAAGAUUUGACUCGUGGGAUCAAGUGCUAUGCCGGGAGGCUAUGUCGGGGGCUCGCUGUUACUGGGAGGUUGAGUGGACGGGAGACUGGGCCGCAAUAGGAAUUGCAUAUAAAGGAAUUAGGAGGAAAGGAAAAACUUCCGAGUCCCUCCUAGGAUGCAACAACAAGUCCUGGCGCUUGUACUGUUCAGAUACUUGCUACUCUGCACGCCAUAACAACAAAGUGACUGAAAUCGUUUCCCCCAAUAGUCACAGAAUUGGUGUGUACUUGGACUAUCCGGCUGGUUCUCUAACAUUUUACAGCAUCUCAGACACAGUAAGCCUGCUGUUCAGGUUUGAGGCCAAAUUCACAGAGCCACUCUAUCCUGGCUUUUAUGUUACUGGUAGUGUAACCAUCUGCCAGCUCGACCAAACUACCCCAUGAGUGUCAGACAGAGCACAUUUACCCACAUCUCCUCCAUACAGAGUUCUCAUAUUAUGCAAGCAUUUUAAAACAUAGGAGAGUCUGACCUGGCUGAGUAAAUGUCUGUUAGAGAUAACUAAAAGGUGAGAAAGUCGGUGCUUCUUCAAGCUUACCAUAAUUCUUAAUGCUCAAAAAACAAAUUCUUUAAAUGUGCGAUUUUUUUUUUUUUUUGAGAUGUGAUUUUAAGUUUCAAUUGGUAACACUUUUGAGUUGGAACUACCUGGGACAUCAGUCAAUCAGUUACUAAUAGUGACAAACAAAAAAGAAAGUUUCAAUUUGCAAAUAAUUUUCAUAAAAACAUAAGAAAUUGGAACAUUAGAACAAUCU
Molecule: messenger RNA, 2006 nt
Organism: Polypterus senegalus (gray bichir)
Lineage: Eukaryota; Metazoa; Chordata; Cladistia; Polypteriformes; Polypteridae
Product: tripartite motif-containing protein 16-like
Exons: 6
Coding region: 30-1640 (536 amino acids)
Molecular function (GO): protein binding; zinc ion binding
Source: RefSeq, a predicted model, not a curated record